AAAAAAAAAAAAAAAAAAAAAAAAAAAAAAAAAAAAAAAAAAAAAAAAAAAAAAAAAAAAAAAAAGGGAUAAAACAAAAAAAAAAACCAAAAAAAUAUAAAAGAAAAGUCAUCGAAGUGAAAGCGCCAUCCAGUUAAAGAAGAUCUCUUCCCCAUGCCUGCACCUCUUGUCCUAAAAACCAUUAUCCUUACUAGUAAACAUGAAUGAUCAAAAAUCGGUGCACGCCACGUUCGGAGGAUAGAACGACAGGGUCAAAGGAAAGCGAGAUAAGCGAAAAGGCCUGUACACAGAAUGGCGGUAGUUCCGGCGCGUCCCGGGCGCCCUCGCCCCCAGCCGGUUAUCCGCACGCGAUGGGGAGGUAUUAUCAUAUCAUCGAGGUCAUAUAUCGGUCGUGAGGCUUAGCACAUCUCGCAGCAUUCGAUACAGUCGAUACAGCAUUCGCAGCUCUCUUCGCAAAGGAAACAACAACAAAGGGUAGCCAGACUGGCGGAAACAGGGGAAUUUAGCCAUGCGCACGGAGAUAUGCGGAGACGGAUAACUCACCAGGCUGUGAGGCAGCCGCGAUCACUUUUCCCUCCGCGAUUGUCCUGGCCUUGGUUUGGAUUUUGUGGUGGCGGGUAUGCCAUGUUCUGCACAGUUGUCAGUCCGUCACCCCUCAGAACCGUACCCGAGUAUCACGUACUGGUGGUGGUGGUUGAGCGUAUCCUCCCUGGGGAGGCUGACCCUGAUAAGCAUAAGGUGGCUGCGGGGGCUGGGGAGGAUGUCCGUAGCCGUUGCCGCCUGGGGGAGGCCCGUAGCCGCCUGGGGGAGGUCCGUAGCUAUCGGGAGGUCCGUAGCCUCCGGGAGGAUGUCCGCCGUAACUGUUUAGAGUACCGAGUUAGUAUAACUGUCAGUGGCUCGGUCAAAGCAUCUGUGAGGUAUUCUCCGAACGGUCCGCUCGCUCGCUCGCUCGCUCGCUACACGGGGUAGGUUGAGGCGGAGGAGGGCCGCCGUAUGGUUGUUGAUAACUCAUGGUGAUUGAGAAACUAAGAAAUGCCAAGUAAGAACGGGUCGAACAGAGACAAGGAAACCAGCGAAGGGCCAAAAGAGAGGGGGGGGGG
This is a messenger RNA of Aspergillus alliaceus, 1100 nucleotides long. RefSeq lists its product as uncharacterized. The transcript is spliced from 3 exons. NCBI's taxonomy places the organism in Eukaryota, Fungi, Ascomycota, Eurotiomycetes, Eurotiales, Aspergillaceae. The record is from RefSeq and is a predicted model, not a curated record. The coding region runs from base 523 to 969 and encodes 148 amino acids.